AUGUGGGAGGAAGCUGAAGAUGUAGUAUUGAGAAGGGAAUCAGAGGAUGCACAAGGUUUAGAAUCCCAGGAAAAAAAGUUUUACUUGAACUGGAAUAAGACUGCAGAAUUCACAGCCAUGCGGGAGCAGUAUAUGCGAGGUGGAGAGGGAUUCAUCAUCUGUUACUCUGUCACUGACCGCCAGUCAUUCCAGGAAGCUGCCAAGUUUAAAGAGCUCAUUUUUCAAGUCCGCCACACCUAUGAAAUUCCCUUGGUGCUGGUGGGUAACAAAAUUGACCUAGAACAGUUCCGCCAGGUAUCUACAGAAGAAGGCUUGAGUCUGGCCAGGGAAUAUAACUGUGCUUUUUUUGAGACUUCUGCAGCCCUCAGAUUCUGCAUUGAUGACGCCUUUCACGGUCUAGUGAGGGAAAUCCGCAAGAAAGAGUCCAUGCCAUCCUUGAUGGAAAAGAAACUGAAGAGAAAAGACAGCCUAUGGAAGAAGUUAAAAGGCUCAUUGAAGAAGAAGAAAGAAAGCACGACAUGAUAUCCUUGCUUCUAACUCCCUUAUUCUCUUUCUGAAUUUUAUCAGUUGGACAAUUCCAUGUGUUGCAUUUGGCUUCAAUAUUUUCUGUCUCUCUCUCUCCUUCUCUUUAAAUAUCUGCCUAUAGGUAAAAGCAAGAUCUGCAUAACUGUACCUCUUGAGAUAGUUUUGUUUUGCCCUUAACAGUUGGAUGGAUUUUGUCAAUCAGCUGGAUAUGCUGUUUAAGUUUUUACAAUAUAUUACUAAAUAAAAUUGA
Molecule: messenger RNA, 775 nt
Organism: Lynx canadensis (Canada lynx)
Lineage: Eukaryota; Metazoa; Chordata; Mammalia; Carnivora; Felidae
Gene: RIT2
Product: Ras like without CAAX 2
Exons: 3
Coding region: 1-522 (173 amino acids)
Biological process (GO): positive regulation of neuron projection development; Ras protein signal transduction
Cellular component (GO): plasma membrane
Molecular function (GO): calmodulin binding; GTP binding; GTPase activity
Source: RefSeq, a predicted model, not a curated record